GCAGGAAACAGGAAAUGUAAAUGUUUAGGUGAAGCAGGAGCCCUCCGAAGCACCUCUCCGGUGGAAGCGCUGCCAGGGUAGCAUGCGAAAGCCAAAUCUCAUCGCCCUGCUUUCUGCCCUGUCGCUGGCUAGAAGAUCUGCUGGAAACGGCUCUGAAAAUGAUGGUUCUGGAGAUGGAUUGCCGAUAUUAUCCACCACUGCAGUAACGCCUCCUCCUGCUUCGCAUCCUUCAACCACAGGUGACCACGAGCCAGUACUUGUCACUACAAGCACUGUUGAAAGCAGCUUUGAAAUACGAAGUACUCCAAGUACUGAACUAAAUGUUGAGAACAAUCAGGACAGCCUAGAAGCAGCAGAACAGUCUAUCUUAAUAUAUAUUGUUCCCAUUGCACUACUGGUCCUGCUGAUGAUGCUGGUCAUAUUUUUUGUAAUGCACCACAAAAGGAAAAAGUCUAAGCAAGAUGAGCUGGGAAGUGAAAAUGUGAAAAGUCCUAUUUUUGAAGAAGACACACCCUCUGUUAUGGAGAUAGAAAUGGAAGAGCUCGACAAAUGGAUGAACAGCAUGAACAAAAAUGCUGAUUGUGAAUGCUUGCCUACUGUAAGAGAGGAAGAAAAGGAAUCAAUUGCUAACCCAAGUGAUGGUGAAUCAUGAAGUUGGAACAGCAAAGAACUGGUUAAAGGGAAGCACCACACAAGCUAAUGAUCCCCCAGAUGCUGAAUGAACUGGAUUAAAAUAUAAUUCAUCUCAAAAGGCCAAAGAGAAUGGGUUUGUUGUGUCCUGCCAUAUAGUCUUUAGAAAAGAAACAGCACCAAGGGGAACAAACCCCCCCUGAAAAACAAAACAACACCAAACAAACAAACACCACCACAACAAAACUGUCACAAAAACAAAACUCAAAAAGGAAAGCACUAUUAUAAAAUCAGGGCCUGAUUUAACUUCCUUCUGCAAUGAGAUUAAUCACAAAUCAAGAGAUGCCUCUUCUCCCUUCCUCAUCCCACAAGUCUGCAAAACAGUCCACAUACCUGCCUAGUUCUUGAGUUGUGUAUCACAUGGAAGCACUUCUGUUCCAAGUUUGGUGGGUUUCUUUGUAUUUCUAGUGGUUUGUUUGUUUGUUCAUUUUAAAAUAUAAACAGCAUCCAUAAUUCUGGAGUACUUGGGUUUGGUGGAUAUGAAGCUCAUACCUGUGCAAUGCUUGUUUUUCAGUGUGGUCUUUUGGUAACAGUGCACUUAUUUCACAAGACUUCUGCUGGGAAUGUAUCAGGCUAGGAUUGACAGAUCAGGUCGAAAGCCAGACAAAACAGCUGAAAAGCCUCUGGAAGGAUUUGAUAGGAACAACUGCAGCCAGGAAAAGGCAUGAUAUUCACAACUUGCUUUUUGGUUUUCAAAUUAAAGGCAGAAGAAAAAAAAAAA
Molecule: messenger RNA, 1411 nt
Organism: Pogoniulus pusillus (Red-fronted tinkerbird)
Lineage: Eukaryota; Metazoa; Chordata; Aves; Piciformes; Lybiidae
Gene: TMEM154
Product: transmembrane protein 154
Exons: 6
Coding region: 83-652 (189 amino acids)
Source: RefSeq, a predicted model, not a curated record